This is a messenger RNA of Clarias gariepinus (North African catfish), 478 nucleotides long. RefSeq names its product G protein subunit gamma 14 (gene gng14). The transcript has 2 exons. Gene Ontology annotation, molecular function: G-protein beta-subunit binding. Gene Ontology annotation, biological process: G protein-coupled receptor signaling pathway. Lineage: Eukaryota; Metazoa; Chordata; Actinopteri; Siluriformes; Clariidae. The record is from RefSeq and is a predicted model, not a curated record. The coding region runs from base 216 to 437 and encodes 73 amino acids. Gene Ontology annotation, cellular component: heterotrimeric G-protein complex.
GUGACUGCAGGAGCAGGAGUGCAGAGGACAGUCCAACAGGGGUUAAAUAGCCAGGAUGGGAGACCACAACCCUACACAACCUUAGUGGAACUUAAACAGCAUCUAGCGUGUCUCAAAAGAGAACCUCUACUAUCACUGCAGAAUAAUAUUAAGCAGCCAAGAGCUGUACUGCACACAGACGUGAUCAGUCUCAUGCUGCAGGUAGUGGCUGUGAGAUGGAAGCUGGAAAAGUGUACAGUAGCAACACUGUGCUUCAAGCUAGAAAAGUUGUGGAGCAGCUGAGACUGGAGGCCAACCUGGAAAGGAUCAAGAUCUCAGCUGCGGCUGCUCAACUUGUGCAAUACUGUCAGGAACACCGGCGUGGAGAUCCGCUGCUCACAGGCAUCGCUGCCUCAUCCAACCCCUUCAAGGACAAAAAGACUUGUGUGUUACUUUAAGAGCUAUAUGUAUAUACGAAUAAAGACAGUGUUAAGAUUAA